AGACGGGGUUAUACAAUGAUUCGGUAGGCUCCGGCGUGAGUUCAUAUGUCCGCGGUAUAAAAUCCGUUGACAGCGUGCGACCCGCUAUCAGUGUGACUAGAUUCGUGAGACGCGCAGCACACACGCGGCAAUGAAGGUUUUCAUAGUACUUUUCGCCCUUGUGGCAUGCUCCUCGGCCACAUUUGAUACGCUCUUCAGUAAAAAGGGUGGCGGUGGCGGCGGUCUCGGUGGACUCUUCGAUAUCCAAGGACUCCUGGGACAGCUGCUAGGCAAAGGUGGUAAUGGCCCACGACCCGUGUACGGACCUCCACCACGGCCCGUGUAUGGACCUCCACCACGACCUGUGUACGGACCUCCGCCGCGACCCGUGUACGGACCACCACCCCGGCCAGUGUAUGGACCGCCGCCAGUAGCCCCACCUCGACCAGUUUACGGACCGCCUGUUUCGAUCCCAGCUCCAGCAUUUAGUGUUCCUCCAUCUGAUCGUUUCCCAGUUCUUCCUCCGCUACCGGUUAAAGGACCAAGAUCGCCACCACGCCCAGUGUAUGGACCUCCACCAGUGUUCCAUGAACCCGCUCCGGCUCCAUCUCCAGUAUACGGUCCUCCAAUUAGUUUCCCAUCAGCUCCUUCGAGCUCUUAUGGACCUCCUAGCUACUCCCCACCGGCACCAGUGUUCCAGCCGGCCCCUGCCCCAGUUUAUCAACCUAUUCCAGUAUACGCGCCUGCUCCUGCUCCAGCCCCAGCUCCAGUCUUCAACCAGCCGGCCCCAGUUUACGGCCCACCUGAGCCGGUCUUCCAACCGCAGCCCGAACCCGUUUUCCAACAGCCACCCCAACCCGUUUUCCAACAGCCACCUCCACCAGUGUACUCGCCACCCCAGCCAGCGCCUUCCCCAUCAUAUGGACCUCCCCCACAACAAGACGUGAUCACUGUCGUACAGCCCCCACGCAACGAUUAUCUACCUCCGGAGCAGAUUCAGCAGCUCCCGCUCCAGGACACCAGCGUCAGCUUCCAAGGCGUGAGCUCGAGUGCAGUCGCAUCCGGUAGCGUAACCGGAGGAGGCAACUCCGCUUACCCCUACUGAAAUGGACAGGUUUCCGAUCGUUGAUUCUGAAUCCUACCCCCUGAAGAACAAUAGACGAAGCGGGUGGGACUUCUUCGUUCUCUUUCAUUUUUAGAGAGAGAACGUGAGCGGAUUCCAGUGGCGCACUUAUACAUACAAAAAAACGUAACAAAAACACACUUAGCUAGGAUUGUGCAAUACCAAAAAAAUGGUUAGUUUGCGAAACAUUUUACUUUAAGUUGCCGAGGACCGUUCUAACUAAACAAUCGUCAUUAUUUCAACUUGACAGCAUUUCAAUCAAGUUGAAAAGAUUUCUGUCGGAUUUUUAAGUUUAAAAAAUCUUCUACUAGUCACUUAUUGGAAUGUCAAAACAGUAAGGUAGAAAAUUACAGACGAAUCAAUCAUAGCAACCUAGCAACCAAAAUUAGCAUCAAGUUAGAGAACACAUCCAGUAGAAAAGAGUACACUGUAUUUUAGCUGAUAUUCGUUCAAGAAUGAAGAAUACGCAAAUCUCCUGAUUUCACAACCAUUGACAACCCAAGAAAGGCUUAAAUAAGUUUUAAACAAAUUCAAUUAGCUUUAAACGAAAAAAAAACGUAAACUGAAACGCCCCGGAGCGAGGAUUCCCGUGUCAGAGGAGCAUCCGCGAUGCGAAAACAAAAAAAAUCUCGUAUAAUCUACGAAACACCGAAUUUGCUCAAUUUGCGUGUAUUAGAAAAAUGGCCCCCUUACCAUCAACAAUGGUGCGGGGGAACAGUUUCGCCAGCAAAACAAAUAGCUCACAUCUAGGCUAGAGUAGAACAACAAGAAAACAAAAUAUUCACCCAUUUUACUGCUAUAAAUUAAUUUAUGUAAUUGUAAAUUAAUGUUAGGAUGCGCAUCGCUAAUCGUCGAACUGUCUUUUAAGUUUGUUUUGUACCGUCUUGUUUAGCGUAUUAGAUGCAGUAGGCGUGGCGUCUCCACAGCAGCAGCAGCAGCAGCAGCAGCAACGAACCAACCCGAGAGAGCCAGAAGAGGAAAUUGGACAUUCUCUUCCGGUUUGAUCGAGUAGAAAUUUAUACUUUUUUGAAUGCCAUAUUUAAGAUUGAAAGAAUGAUUUGGGAAAGUAUUUUGGAGUGCUUUGCCGAAAAGCAAGCUUUGAGUGCACAGAACUUGUGUAAUGUACAGAACAACGGGAAUGGAAAAAUCUGAGUUGUUUUUAAUAAAAUAAAUGAAAAAUGAAAGUAAACAACAGA
Armigeres subalbatus is the source of this 2298-nucleotide messenger RNA. RefSeq lists its product as uncharacterized. Bases 131 to 1084 code for a protein of 317 amino acids. NCBI's taxonomy places the organism in Eukaryota, Metazoa, Arthropoda, Insecta, Diptera, Culicidae. The transcript has 7 exons. The record is from RefSeq and is a predicted model, not a curated record.